Molecule: messenger RNA, 1496 nt
Organism: Vicia villosa (hairy vetch)
Lineage: Eukaryota; Viridiplantae; Streptophyta; Magnoliopsida; Fabales; Fabaceae
Product: ENTH domain-containing protein C794.11c-like
Exons: 3
Coding region: 365-1285 (306 amino acids)
Biological process (GO): endocytosis
Cellular component (GO): plasma membrane; endosome; clathrin vesicle coat
Molecular function (GO): phospholipid binding; clathrin binding
Source: RefSeq, a predicted model, not a curated record
ACUCCUCAGUUACGACUUCACAACUUUAAACAUUAGAAAACGUCAUACACAAAUUAAAUUAAAUAAAUGAAAAACUUUAUAUCAACCUCCAAACAUCACACAUGUCAUUCCUAUAUUCAAUAACCAUACUUUUCAACCAUUAACCAUCAAUCGUGCCAAAGGGUCGUUACAUUUAUAAUAAUUACAAUCUAAAUCUUAGAUUAAUUAAUGGAUUAGUUGAAAUUUCUGACCUCGCCUUUUUUUACUAAUUCAACCUAUUAACCCAAAUCCAAUUUUCAUAUCCUCCUUCUUUCUCUCUCUUAUUUUCUAUAUCCUUAAGCAUUCAAUUCACAGUGUUGAACCAAAAACAACACCACCAAAAAAAAUGAGUACCUCUUUCUUUGAAUUCAAGAAACAAGCCUCUUUCUUUCUCAAAGAGAAAAUCAAAACUGCUAGAUUGGCUCUAACAGAUGUCACCCCUGCACAACUGAUGGUAGAAGAGGCAACCAAUGGAAAUCCAUGGGCUCCAACUACUGUGACCCUUAGAUCAAUUUCAAAAGCUGCUUUUGAUCUUGAUGAUUAUUCCAGGAUUAUAGAGAUUCUACACACAAGGUUGAUUAAAUUUGAGAAGAAGAAUUGGAGGGGUGCUUAUAAUUCCUUGAUUGUGCUUGAGCACUUGUUGACUCAUGGACCAGAAAGUGUAGCAGAUGAGUUUCAGUGUGAUAAAGAUGUUAUUAACCAGCUAAAUGGUUUUCAAUUUAUUGAUGAUAAUGGGUUCAAUUGGGGCCUAACUGUGAGAAAGAAAUCAGAGAGAGUAAUGAAACUGUUGGAAGAAGGAACACUUCUCAAGGAAGAAAGAAACAAUGCUAGAAAAUUAUCAAGAGGUAUUCAAGGAUUCGGAAGUUUCAAUCAAAAAUCGACUCCAGCAAGCGCCAUUCUACGCGAGAAAUCAUUGCCAACAACACUUGGUAGAUGUAACUCAGACUCAAACAACCAAGAAGAUCAGGAAAAGAACUCCUCUUUCAAAAUGAUGAAUAGUGUGAAGAAAAACAUGAUGAUAUACCAAGAUGAUGAUGAUGAUAUUGGGAACAAUCAACUGAUUCAGAAAUCUGAAUCAAGUUCUAAAGAAAACAUGGGAUGGAACAUGAAUGGAGAAUCACAAUCACUUUUGGAGUUAGGAGAGGAUGAUUAUUCUAGGAUGGGGAGGUUCAAAAUAGAAGAUGAUCAUCCCUUUAAUUCAACAACAGAAGUGCAUGGUACUGCAUCAUUGCUUUCUGCAAGAGAUGGAAUACUACAAGGAUGUUGAGUUUUGAAGUAAUUUAGAUUUGAGUUGAGUCAACAAAUUACUUUCAAAUGUUGUACAUGUAAUCAUGUAUGUGGUUUAUUAUUGUGUUUUUGGUAGAACCUUCCUUCAAUGGCUAUAGUUUAUUUUGGCUGAACUAUAAGAUAGAUAUUGGCAUGUAAAUUUACAAGUUUGCUCUGGGUAAGAACUUCUUACACCUGUUUAAAUGGAAAAA